This is a messenger RNA of Rhinopithecus roxellana (golden snub-nosed monkey), 874 nucleotides long. It is a transcript of the gene C5H14orf132, whose product is annotated as chromosome 5 C14orf132 homolog. The transcript is spliced from 4 exons. Bases 136 to 480 code for a protein of 114 amino acids. The record is from RefSeq and is a predicted model, not a curated record. Lineage: Eukaryota; Metazoa; Chordata; Mammalia; Primates; Cercopithecidae.
CGCGGUGCAGGCUCUGGACGCUAGCUGCUCCGCCCGAUCCCCGCCAACUGUGCAGGCUGCUGACCCGCAGCGGCAGCUGCAGCAGCGAGGACUCGAGCGCAGGGCGGCAGCAACAGCUGCGGCGACAGCGACACCAUGGAUCUCUCCUUUAUGGCCGCGCAGAACAAAGACAAAUCCCGGAUUUCUCCAUCAGUCUGGGGCCCUAGAGAAGACCCAGAGCUGGCUCCAGGGAAGGGCUGCAUUUGGCUUGGGAGACUGCCAAUGAUGGGAGGAGCUUUCAUGGACUCGCCCAAUGAGGACUUCAGCACCGAGUACUCCCUGUUUAACUCCUCUGCCAAUGUCCACGCAGCUGCCAAUGGCCAGGGCCAGCCGGAAGAUCCUCCUCGGUCCUCCAACGACGCCGUCUUGCUAUGGAUUGCCAUCAUAGCCACGCUGGGGAACAUCGUGGUGGUGGGUGUGGUGUACGCCUUCACCUUCUGAGGACGGCGCACCCUCUACCACCAUGGGAAACCUUAUUAUUGUAACUUGCUGCUCUCCGGAUACCAGUUCUUCGUGCCGAGAGCAUCGGAAAUGUUUCUGUGUCUUACUGAUGUUUUCAUGAUCAACUUGUAAAUGUAAGCAAUUGACUUCAUAAAAGGUAUUUUAACUAUUCUUGGACCUUUGCUACCCAAGCACCGGGUUUCACCAUGCGAUCACUCACUUUUCUACACUGAAGACUUUCUUAAUGUAGGAUUUCGAUGUGCUCUUUUGAUUAAAAAUAUCUAACCUUAGAAGAUGUAAAAAUGUAUCUGUGAAAUCUUCUCACUUUGUUAGCAUUGUUGCUGUUGUCAUUUUCUAUUAUGAUAAUUGAAGAGAGAAAAGAAGAAAACAUGAA